GGAGUAGUGGCCAUUGGUUGGGAUGAGUACGGAGUAGUGGCCAUUGGUUGGGAUGAGUACGGAGUAGUGGCCAUUGGUUGGGAUGAGUACGGAGUAGUGGCCAUUGGUUGGGAUGAGUACGGAGUAGUGGCCAUUGGUUGGGAUGAGUAUGGAGUAGUGGCCAUUGGUUUUAUCAGUUAGUAGAUCAUUAGUGAGGUUUAGUAGGGCAGUGUCAGUGGAGUGUAGGAGGGCUUUUUAGGUAUGGGAGGGAGGGGAAGACACCAUUAGAGAGGGAGAGAUUGAAGAUGUGUGAGUGAGGGAGCAUAGGAUGGAAGAAGAGGGUGACCGUACUAGUUGUGAGGGGACAAGAUCCAGGGGGCAGG
Molecule: messenger RNA, 362 nt
Organism: Staurois parvus
Lineage: Eukaryota; Metazoa; Chordata; Amphibia; Anura; Ranidae
Source: the annotation of a GenBank genome assembly